AUGAAUGCCCACCCCAAGGAGAUGGUGCCCCUCAUGGGCAGAAGAGCUGCCGUCCCCAGUGGGAACCCUGCCAUCCUGCAGGAGAAGAGGUCAGCAGAGAUCACCCCCACCAAGAAGAGUGCACACUUCUUCCUGGAGAUAGAAGGGUUCGAUCCCAACCCCAUUGUCUCCAAGACCUCUCCCCCCAUCUUCUCCAAGCCUAUGGACUCCAACAUCCGGCAGUGCCUCUCUGGCAACUGUGAUGACAUGGACUCACCACAGUCUCCUCAGGACGAUGUGACAGAGACCCCGUCCAAUCCCAACAGUCCCAGUGCAAACCUGGCCAAGGAAGAGCAGAGGCGGAAAAAGAAGCGGCUGAAGAAGCGCAUCUUUGCGGCCGUGUCGGAGGGCUGCGUGGAGGAGCUGCGGGAGCUGCUGCGGGAGCUGCAGGAGCUUUGCAGGCGGCGGCGUGGCCUGGACGUGGCUGACUUCCUCAUGCACAAGCUGACGGCCUCUGACACGGGGAAGACCUGCCUGAUGAAGGCCUUGUUAAACAUCAACCCCAACACCAAGGAGAUUGUGCAGAUCCUGCUGGCUUUUGCCGAGGACAGUGACAUCCUGGACAGGUUCAUCAACGCUGCGUACACAGAGGAGGCCUACAAAGGGCAGACGGCACUGAACAUCGCCAUCGAGCGGCGGCAGGGAGACGUCACCGCCCUGCUCAUUGCUGCCGGCGCCGACGUCAACGCCCACGCCAGGGGCUUCUUCUUCAACCCCAAGUACCUGCACGAAGGCUUCUACUUCGGCGAGACACCACUGGCCCUGGCGGCAUGUACCAACCAGCCUGAGAUUGUGCAGCUGCUAAUGGAGAAUGAGCAGACAGAUAUCACCUCGCAGGACUCACGGGGAAACAACAUCCUACACGCGCUGGUGACGGUGGCUGAGGACUUCAAGACGCAGAAUGACUUUGUGAAGCGCAUGUACGACAUGAUCCUGCUGAGGAGCGGAACCUGGGAGCUGGAGACCAUGCACAACAACGACGGUCUCACGCCGCUGCAGCUGGCCGCCAAGAUGGGCAAGGCCGAGAUCUUGAAGUAUAUCCUCAGUCGUGAGAUCAAGGAGAAGCCCCUCCGGAGCCUGUCCAGGAAGUUCACCGAUUGGGCAUACGGGCCUGUGUCGUCAUCACUCUACGACCUCACCGACGUGGACACUAUGACAGACAACUCGGUGCUGGAAAUCAUUGUCUACAACACCAACAUUGAUAACCGGCAUGAGAUGCUGACCCUGGAGCCCCUGCACACACUGCUGCAUAUGAAGUGGAAGAAGUUUGCCAAGUACAUGUUCUUCUUGUCCUUCUGCUUUUAUUUCUUCUACAACAUCAUCCUGACUCUGGUCUCCUACUACCGCCCCCGGGAAGAGGAGGCCCUCCCACACCCGUUGGCCGUGACGCACAAGAUGGGGUGGCUGCAGCUGUUAGGAAGGAUGUUCGUGCUCAUCUGGGCCCUGUGCAUCUCUGUGAAGGAGGGCAUCGCGAUCUUCCUGCUGAGACCCUCGGAUCUGCAGUCCAUUCUCUCUGAUGCCUGGUUUCACUUUGUCUUUUUUGUCCAAGCUGUGCUUGUGAUACUGUCUGUCUUCUUGUACUUGUUUGCCUACAAAGAGUACCUCGCCUGCCUUGUGCUGGCCAUGGCCCUGGGCUGGGCAAACAUGCUCUACUACACGCGGGGAUUCCAGUCCAUGGGCAUGUACAGCGUCAUGAUCCAGAAGGUCAUUUUGCAUGAUGUCCUGAAGUUCUUGUUUGUAUAUAUCGUGUUCCUACUUGGAUUUGGAGUAGCCCUGGCCUCGUUGAUCGAGAAGUGUCCCAGUGACAACAAGGCCUGCAGCUCCUAUGGCAGCUUCAGUGAGGCGGUGCUGGAGCUCUUUAAGCUCACCAUCGGCCUGGGCGACCUGAACAUACAGCAGAACUCCAAGUACCCCAUCCUCUUUCUGUUCCUGCUCAUCACCUACGUCAUCCUCACCUUCGUCCUCCUGCUCAACAUGCUCAUCGCCCUGAUGGGAGAAACCGUGGAGAAUGUCUCCAAGGAGAGUGAGCACAUCUGGCGUCUACAGAGAGCCAGGACGAUUUUGGAGUUUGAGAAGAUGUUACCAGAAUGGCUGAGGAGCAGAUUCCGGAUGGGAGAGCUGUGUAAAGUAGCAGAGGAAGACUUCCGGCUGUGUUUGCGGAUCAAUGAGGUGAAGUGGACUGAGUGGAAAACGCACGUCUCCUUCCUCAACGAAGACCCGGGACCCGUGAGACGGACAGCAGAUCUCAACAAAAUCCAAGAUUCUUCCAGGAGCAACAGCAAAACCACCCUCAAUGCAUUUGAUGAAAUAGAUGAGUUUCCAGAAACUUCGGUGUAGAAGCAGAAUCCAGAGCUGGUGUGAGCAUGGGCCACCUGACGCUGCAGGCUGGGUCCUGGACUCCCUGCUGAGGGCUUGUGGAGCGAUGUGGCCUCGCACUGCAUGCCCAGAGGCGGAGAGCACCCUCGUGCUGAGUGGGGGGCUGUACUGAGAGGCAGUUGUCCGUCUGCUUGAGUGGGAAACACCCUGAAUAUUUUUUUUAUAAAGAUUUUAUUUAUUUAUUUGACAGAGAGAGACACAGCGAGAGACGGAACACAAGCAGGGGGAGUGGGAGAAGGAGAGGGAGAAGCAGGCUUCCCACGGAGCAGGGAGCCUGAUGCGGGGCUCGAUCCCAGGACCCUUGGACCAUAACCUGAGCCGAAGGCAGAUGCUUAACGACUGAGCCACCCAGGCGCCCCACCCUGAAUAUUUUUUUACUCAGCAAAGGGUUUGUGUAAACCCGUGGCCGGCAGUCCUGAGCCUGGGAGUCCCUGAAGU
Messenger RNA from Mirounga angustirostris (Northern elephant seal), 2853 nucleotides. It is a transcript of the gene TRPV3, whose product is annotated as transient receptor potential cation channel subfamily V member 3. The record is from RefSeq and is a predicted model, not a curated record. Gene Ontology annotation, cellular component: cilium; plasma membrane. Gene Ontology annotation, molecular function: protein binding; calcium channel activity. The coding region runs from base 1 to 2376 and encodes 791 amino acids. The transcript is spliced from 17 exons. NCBI's taxonomy places the organism in Eukaryota, Metazoa, Chordata, Mammalia, Carnivora, Phocidae. Gene Ontology annotation, biological process: osmosensory signaling pathway; actin filament organization; calcium ion import across plasma membrane.